AUGACGGGAGGAUCGAAAUUUGAGGUCUCGAAAUUUGAUGGUCAUGGUAAUUUCGGAUUAUGGCAGACGAGAGUAAAAGAUUUAUUGGCACAGCAAGGAAUUCAGAAAGGGCUGUGUGCAGAAAAGCCAAAGGGGAUGGAAGACGAUGAUUGGCAAGAUCUGCAGAAACGGGCGGCCGGGACGAUUCGGCUGUGCCUUGCAGAUGAAGUUAUAUCUAAGUCGCGAGACAAAUCGAAAGGGAGGAAAAAUGUGACGUGUUAUAAGUGCAAGGAACAAGGGCACUUUAAACGGGAUUGCCCAAAGUGGAAGAAACAGACUGCUGAUAUGUCAUCCAAGUCUGCGAAUGUGGUACAGAAUGAGGAAUCUGAUUGUAGUGAUGGAGAUGUGUUAUCUAUUUCGACUGCGCAGUAUGAUGAUGCUUGGAUUCUCGAUUCUGGAUAUUCAUAUCAUAUAACGCCUAACUGA
Striga hermonthica is the source of this 465-nucleotide messenger RNA. Lineage: Eukaryota; Viridiplantae; Streptophyta; Magnoliopsida; Lamiales; Orobanchaceae. The record is from the annotation of a GenBank genome assembly.